UGUCUCCUAUUUCCUCAAAGCUCGUAGAAUCUCGCGAGACGAGUGUGUAGGCGGCUGACAUCCGGGACCCUAGGUUAGCAGGCGAACCGGUGACUGAGACAACGACGGGAUAUCGGUCCAUCUCUGUCUCGUCUUGUUUCGCGGCCACGUGCCCAUUUGUUUGAGACCUGUGACUCCCCCACCCCAGCACUAACAUGGGAGAUACUGAAGAGAAGAAGGGGGAGGAGGAUAGGGUGUAUGGAGGUUGUGAAGGCCCUGAUGCCAUGUAUGUGAAACUGGUCUCUUCUGAUGGGCACGAGUUCAUCGUGAAGCGAGACCACGCCCUGACCUCUGGCACCAUCAAGGCCAUGCUGAGUGGUCCAGGCCAGUUUGCAGAAAAUGAAACGAAUGAAGUCAACUUCAGAGAGAUCCCAUCCCAUGUCCUGUCCAAGGUCUGCAUGUAUUUCACCUACAAGGUGCGCUACACCAACAGCUCCACAGAAAUCCCAGAAUUCCCCAUCGCGCCAGAGAUCGCCUUGGAGCUGCUCAUGGCCGCCAACUUCCUGGAUUGCUGAAUGUCGGUGUUUCCUGCUUGUUGGCAUCCCCUGCUCAAUAAUGGAUUAGCCCACCUCUGCCACACUUUGGCAGAGCACGGGCUAGUGUAUUCUUUAGACAGGGGUAAUAAGAUUAAUCAUGCAUCUUUUAGAGGCAUUAUUACCUGAGAUAAUUGUACAGUACUUAUUGAUUCUUUCAUUUGAAGUCAACCUAUUAACUGAAAUGUUACAGGAAGAUAGAAAUGGUCAUUUCUGAAUGAAGAUAUCAUUCCAUCAUGACCUGUUGGGGCAGUGUGUAGUUUAUAUUGUGUAUCACUUCUGUGAGCAUGAGCUGUGUUAUUUAAGGUGUGUAAAAUGGAUAUGGGUCAGAGCUCAGUGUCAAUUCUAGUAUCAAAUGUUUGUCCCACAGUUACAUAAAUUAUAGGUAUGCCACAAAAAAAAUUCAUUUCCAUAAUCAUGUACUUUUUCUCAGUCUUCUUAUUUGAGAUUUAUAUUUUGCUUUUGUCUGUUGAACUUUUUUGUAUGGGGUAAGGCCAUUUUACAUUUGAAUACAUGUACGUAGUAUGAUAUCUAGAAGCGCAAUAGAUUCCUCCCUUGGUUUUCCAAUUACCAAAGUGGUGUAAACGUGGAUGAAAUGCCACAUAAGAUUCUAAUGUGCCUGAUAUGAAUAUCAAUCUUGUACCCUCAACAUUUGUAAUGUGUGAUAUGUAUUUGUGCAUGUGUGAUCUUUUCAACAUCCAUGUAGUAAUUAGUCUGCAUAUACUAAAAUGCUUUGUCAAUAAUUUGAGUCGAGUGUUGCAGGUCAGUGGUUUUAGUCUUCAAAUACACCUUGUCAGGUUUGCCCUGUAAAAUUAGUGUUUGAAUCAAAAUACAUGUAUAAGAUACACAGGAUCUAUUUUAGUGCUGAGUGCCACAUUUGUUACACUUCCUAGUCUGAUUUCUUAAUUUAGCGAUGUGUUCUGGCAGUUGCACAAGACAAUAAAAGAUCUACUAGGAAAGUA
Branchiostoma belcheri (Belcher's lancelet) is the source of this 1534-nucleotide messenger RNA. Its product is annotated as transcription elongation factor B polypeptide 1. The transcript has 5 exons. Gene Ontology annotation, cellular component: elongin complex. NCBI's taxonomy places the organism in Eukaryota, Metazoa, Chordata, Leptocardii, Amphioxiformes, Branchiostomatidae. Gene Ontology annotation, molecular function: protein-macromolecule adaptor activity. The record is from RefSeq and is a predicted model, not a curated record. The coding region runs from base 195 to 554 and encodes 119 amino acids. Gene Ontology annotation, biological process: ubiquitin-dependent protein catabolic process.